AUGAGCGAACAGGUGUUAACGAAGGAUUCAGUGACAGUGGCCGUGGACGCGGUGGUGUACUACCGUAUCAAGGAGCCGCUCAAUGCCGUUGUACGAGUUGCUGACUACAGCGAGUCGACCCGCCUGCUCGCCGCCACCACACUACGCAACGUGCUCGGCAUGAGAGACCUGGCGCAGCUGCUGAGCGACCGCGAGGCCAUCAGCCACAUGAUGCAGAGCAACCUGGACGAGGCCACCGACCCCUGGGGCGUGGAGGUCGAGCGGGUCGAGAUUAAAGACGUCCGUCUCCCAGUGCAGCUGCAGCGGGCGAUGGCGGCAGAAGCCGAGGCGGACCGCGAGGCAAGAGCCAAGAUCAUCGCCGCUGAGGGGGAGAUCAAGGCGUCCCGGGCUCUGAAGGAAGCCUCGCUUAUUAUGUGUGACAACCCUAUGGCGCUACAGUUGCGGUACCUGCAAUCCCUCAGCACGAUAUCGGCCGAUAACAACUCCACAAUCAUAUUUCCGUUCCCGAUGGACUUCCUCAGAACUUUCCUCACAGGGCCCGGUCCGAGCCAAAGCGGUCUUAGAAUUUGAAGUUUAUUGUAUUAAUAAAAUAGGUGGUUAGUAAGUACUAGGUAUAUUUGCCGAGGA
Messenger RNA from Plutella xylostella (diamondback moth), 627 nucleotides. Its product is annotated as stomatin-like. The record is from RefSeq and is a predicted model, not a curated record. Lineage: Eukaryota; Metazoa; Arthropoda; Insecta; Lepidoptera; Plutellidae. Gene Ontology annotation, cellular component: plasma membrane.